This is a messenger RNA of Heteronotia binoei (common prickly gecko), 2219 nucleotides long. It is a transcript of the gene STEAP4, whose product is annotated as STEAP4 metalloreductase. The record is from RefSeq and is a predicted model, not a curated record. Gene Ontology annotation, molecular function: cupric reductase (NADH) activity; ferric-chelate reductase (NADPH) activity. Lineage: Eukaryota; Metazoa; Chordata; Lepidosauria; Squamata; Gekkonidae. Gene Ontology annotation, cellular component: endosome; plasma membrane. The transcript is spliced from 5 exons. Gene Ontology annotation, biological process: copper ion import. Bases 42 to 1457 code for a protein of 471 amino acids.
GAGAAGACUGGGGGUGAAAGAUAACUUCAUACUUGUUCAAAAUGGAGACACAUUCCCCCAAUACAAUGCCACUUACUUCAGAUCCACCUAACAAGAAGCAGACUGUGUGUGUUUUUGGAACAGGAGAUUUUGGAAGAUCUCUAGGACAUAAGAUGAUGCAGUGUGGCUAUACUAUAGUAUACGGAAGCCGAAAUCCUAAGAAUUCCAAACUAAUUCCUCAAGGAGCCACAGUGUUCUCCCACACAGAAGCAGCAGAGACCUCUGACAUCAUCAUCAUAGCAAUCCACAGAAGAUAUUAUGAAUUUCUGGAAAGCCUCAAGGAAACUCUCAAUGGGAAAGUGCUGGUGGACGUUAGCAACAACCUCAAAAUAAACCAGUAUCCUGAGAGCAAUGCUGAAUAUCUUGCUCGGCUGUUACCAGAGAGUAAAGUGGUAAAAGCAUUUAACACAGUGUCAGCAUGGGCUCUACAGUCAGGAGCACUGGAUGCAAGCAGACAGGUAUUUGUCUGUGGCAAUGACAGCAAAUCAAAAGAAAAGGUGAUGGAUAUUGUACGAAGCCUUGGCCUCACUCCGCUGGAUAAGGGAUCACUCUUAGCAGCCAAAGAAAUUGAAGAUUACCCUCUGCAACUCUUCCCUAUGUGGAAAUACCCCAUUUUUCUGUCCUUUGGCCUUGCUGCAUUUAUUUUCAUCUACUCUGUAAUCCGCGAUGUAGUCUACAGUUCUGUUGUGAAAAACAAAGAUAUUUCAUAUUCCAUAGUUAUUAGAAUUCCAAACCGUGUUUGCCCCAUUGUGGCACUCGUCCUUCUUGCUUUAGUUUACUUGCCUGGGAUCUUUGCAGCUAUUCUUCAGUUAUACAAUGGGACAAAAUACAGGCGCUUCCCAGACUGGCUGGACAAGUGGAUGCUGUGCAGAAAACAGCUUGGCCUGGUUGCCUUGGCUUUUGCUUUCAUACACGUUUUAUAUACACUCGUCAUUCCUAUACGCUAUUCUGUAAGAUGGAAGUGGAACUCUUACAUUAUCCAACAGGCAUUGAACAACAAAACAGAUCCACUUAGUCUUGGAAAUGCCUGGCAUAGUGACGCAUAUCUUGCUUUGGGUAUCUUGGGCUUCUUCUUCUUUCUCCUGCUCGGGAUCACAUCUUUGCCCUCCGUCGCCAACAGUGUCAACUGGAGAGAGUUUCGGUUUGUCCAGUCCUAUCUGGGCUAUCUUACACUGGUUCUGUGCACUGCCCAUACACUGGGCUAUGGUGGAAAGAGAUUUUUGAACGCUGCUUCAUAUCCAUGGGGACUUCCUGCCGCUUACAUCCUCUCUCUCAUUAUCCCUUGCAUUGUGUUGGUAAUAAAGUUUGUUCUGAUGUUUCCAUGCUUAGACAGACCACUCACCGCCAUUCGACAGGGCUGGGAGAGAAAGCCCAAACACCUGUGUGAGCCACACAAUCUUAGUGGGUCCUCUGUAUAAAUUCUUAGCCAAUGUACUGUGACUUGUAUAUAAGUGUAAAUACUUAAAAAUGGCCAGGGAGUGAGCAACUGAAACACGCUUAAAAUGGCUCAAAAUUGUGAACACCAUAAUUACUCUGUAACCUAAAGGACAACCAUCCUUGGCAUCGGUUAAAUCAGCGGUCCCCAACCUUUUUGACACCGGGGAGCAGUUUUGUGGAAGACAAUUUUUCCAUGGGCGGGGGUGGGGGGGGAGACGAUGAUUUCGGGAUGAUACAAUUAUGCACUUUAUUUUGGUGUAGUAGUUAAGUGUGCGGACCAGAUUUGAUUUCCCACUCCUCCACUUACAGUUGCUGGAAUGGCCUUGGGUCAGCCAUAGCUCUGUCAGAGGUUGUCCUUGCAAGGGCAGCUGCUGUAAGAGCUCUCUCAGCCUCACCUACCUCACAGGGUGUCUGUUGUGGUGGGGGGGGGGAGAGAAAGGAGAUUGUGAGCCCUCUGAGAUUCGGAGUGGAGGGCAGGAUACAAAUCCAAUGUCAUCUUCUUAUUUUUAUUACUACAUUGUAAUAUAUAAUGAAAUAAUUAUACAAUUCAUGGCCCGGUUGCUAACAGGCCAUGGACCGGGGGUUGGGGACCCCUGUGUUAAAUGAUCAUCAUCUAGUUUCCAUUCUGCUGCAGAGGACAUCUAUUUCUUCCUACAUCUGGGAUUGUAGGGAGCAAUUUUAACUGUUUCUUAUCGUCUACCUUACGUAGAAACCCAGCUUGCACUAUUUUGUAGUUUUUAUUU